AGCCUGGCUGGUCUCACUAGAAACAAUUGCUUAACUGCCUCCAGCGUGCAAUGGUUCCUGGGCCAUUAGAACCUUAAGCAACAAAAUAACUUCUCUAUGGACAGGGAAACACUGUAAAUUCUGCAUCAGUGACUAAAAGGUAAUUUGAGCAUCACACUGGCAGGUUAUAUGAGAAUAACAAACAAGGACAAUCACUUACAUUUCUUGACGGAAAGUGGCAACAUGUACGGAGGUUUCAGUGUGUGUUUGUGAUAUGAAAAAUGUUUCCUCUACUGACUCUGCCAUCAAUAUCAUGGAUUUCAAUACUGAAUUACCCCACCUUGGCUUGGUGAUGAAUUCCGGCUCACCAGCAUCCAGUGCUCUGGCUCCUGUCAACAACAGUGGGGGUCCCACUACUCCUCGCAAGGGACCCCCCAAGUUCAAGCAAAGGGCAACCCGUCAGUUCAAGAGCAAGCCCCCUAAAAAAGGGGUGAAAGGGUUUGGAGAUGACAUCCCAGGGAUGGAAGGACUGGGAACUGAUAUCACUGUGAUCUGCCCUUGGGAGGCGUUCAGUCACUUGGAGCUCCACGAACUUGCUCAGUUUGGGAUCAUUUAACUUCUGCAGCCGCCUUACCCACCUCUAAAGUUUCAUUUGUUUAUCAUCAGACUUUCUCAUUAUCUUGUUAAAAAAAAAAACACAUAAUCUGGAAAUUUGUCAUUACUUUGAGUAGAAAUAAGAUUUUGGUCAUGUUUUUUAACCAACCUCAGACCUUUAAUGUGGUUCCCCAGCUAUUACUAUUAGUUAAACAGCAGCUGGAAGCCAUAGGAUAAAGGGGUGCUUAACUUUUAAGUUAACUUUUAGUAUGUUAUAGAAUAGGCAAUUCUCAGCUUCCAAUUGGUCUUCAUUUUUUAUUGUUUUUGAAUUAUUUGCCUUCCUUUUUCUAACCUUUUCCAGCUUUCAAGUGGGGGUCACUGACCCUGGCAGCGAAAAAAAUUAUUGCUCUUUUAUUUUUAUUGUUUUUUUUUUACUUUUUUAUUACUUAUCUUUCUAUUCAGCCCCUCCUCUAUUUAUAAUCCAGUUUCUCAUUCAAACCACCUGAUUGCUAGCUGAUUGCUAAAAUUCCAGACUGGAGAGCUACUGAACAAAUAGCUAAAUAAUUCAAAAACCACAAAUACUUAAAAGUGAAGAUGAAUUAGAUUCACUCCAAAUUGUCUCAGAAUAGCACUCUCUACAACAUACUAAAAGUUAAUGUAAAGAUUAAAAACCCACCCCUUUAAAGAUCACUAAUUAACGGGCACUUUCACUCCAAAUGAUUGGGCUAUUUGUUCAAGGCUGUUCAUAUUAAUGAAAAUAAAAGAAACCAAAGACCCUGAUCUUGAGAACCUACAAUUUCACUAAGGGAUAAGCUAACUGGGGAUUGUUAGAACCACCUACUGGAUGACUUAAUGGGAAUAAAUAUAUAAUAAGAGCUAUAGAGCUGACUGAGGGGAAAUGGGGUGUGAGUAUACAUUCACUUAUGUUAUGCUUUACAGCCAUUAAAAUGAGAACAAAUUGUGAUUAUAUCACCAUAUCAUGAUGCAAAGCCACUAAAAAUGGCUUCCUAAAUCAUACAUUAUCCAGUGAUGGUGGUUAUUGUUCAUUGGUUUUAAUUUUACACAAAAAUGUAAAGCACAGAGCACUCACUGUAGGUGUUUGUUUUUAGGAAUGAGUUUUAAAAAGUUUUGCUAUUGGCUUGAAUUUUUCUCUACCUGUUUUAUUGUGAUUAUUAAUGUCAUUCUGGUAAAUACCUGUGCAGUCAAAUCAGAGGCUUUUAAAGUAAACCUUUAAAAUAAGUGAAUGUAAAAUUGAUGAGAUUAUAAUUCUAAGCUUUUUCAUUUUACAUUGUAUAUAGAUAUAUUUAACACUCAAAAUAUUAAUGGAAAUAUGUAUUGUUAAUAUGAAUAAAUUUCAUUACAGCAGCGCCACCAGCUGGUCUGUUUCAGACUGUGAUCAAGUCAAGGAAUUUAUCAGAAGAGAGAAAUAGGGCUGUUGUGAUGUUUUCCUGUUUAGGAAAGAUGCAAGAAAAGUUAUCUGAGGUUUUCGAAACAGAGAAACAUCAGAACAGGCCUCUUUCUUUCUUCUGACAAGUUGCUCGACUAGAUCAAGGCUGGAAACUGACCAGCAGGUAGUGCUGGAGCUAAUGACAUGUAUUCAUAUUAACAGUACAUGUAUCCCUUAAUAUCCAUUAAUAUCUUGGAAUCUUUUUAAAAAAAAAAAGUAUAAUGAAUGUCAAAAAUGCUUAGAAUGGCACUCGCAUCAUCAGCUCAGGUUUAUUAAUCCUUUCAAAAAUAUAAAUGUUAAAAGGAACAAGCUGUUAUGCUGUUUGCGCACUAAUAUUUAUCUUUAACUUAUUGGCUUAUUUAAUCAUAAUUUAUUCAUCAUAACCCUUGCAUACACAGUUUAAUAAAAUACUUCUGAAAGUGAAAGCUGGAAGAAGGUUUUCAAAUCUGUCUGUCACUGGAGUUUAUUGUUUGUUCUACUGGGCAGAUCCCAUCAAAUGAUGAUGACAUUCAACAAUUUCAAACAUCUAAACUGACCUUUUAGACAGCCCAAAGAUAAUGCAUUGCAGUCCUUUUCUCCUAAAAGCAAGCACUGAAGCUACUCUAUAGGACUGGCCCAUUUUUCAGUUGAUUUUAACUUUGGUUCCCAUGUCAGCGCCUUGCCACUUUGUCCUCCAAAGCCUAAGGCAUCAAACAUGGGGUUUAUAGAGCAAGGACCCAGUCAAUACACUCAAUCGCUGUGGUAUUUGACCCAGUCUUAUAAGGAUAUUUAUAUUCUUUAUUAGCUUAUAACUAUAUUUAGCUUUUCUGUGCAUAUAUAGGGAUGCUUCAGUAAUAUGACUAAAUAGAUCAGUUUUUAUGUUAUGUCCCUGUUACCCCUUCUGUUUCUAACUGGGUUAAGAGUCUAAUAUGGGGGUUAUAUACUUUAACAUCUAUACCUCAAAUGGAAGCAUGACCAACUGACAGUGUAUGAUCAUUCUGAUGAGUGAUUAUACGUGAAUUGUGUAUGAAUUUUAUAGACGGGGGGUGUUUAUAGUGGAAAUGUAUAAAGGUUCCAUUAAUGAACUGGCUAAAGAAAUGUCACUGUGCUCAUUAACCUAUGUAAGCAAAUUAUUUGUAUGUGAAGGCAUGUUAUCUGUUAUCCGGAAACCUUGUGACCUUGGGUUUUAUGGAAAGGGGUUUUCAUGUCAUUUGGAACAACAACACUAAAAUGCUCAUUCUAAUUUGUGUUUGAUAAACAAAUUGAAAAAAACCUCUAAAAUUCAUGCACUGGUUUGGGAUCGUUCUGUUAAACACGUUUCCAGAUAACAGAUCCCAUGGCUUUACAUUACUCCAGUGAAGCAGGUACUAUGUGAUGCUUUACAUUCAAAAAGUGUUUCCAUUAGCAGUGUAUGUUGGGCUCACAGAAGUACCUGGAUAUGUAUUGUUUGUGCUUUAUGUUGUUUUGCUUUAUUUAGAAUUCAUUAAACUCUCUUUAAUUAAUAGGCAA
Messenger RNA from Xenopus tropicalis (tropical clawed frog), 3508 nucleotides. RefSeq names its product phosphodiesterase 6H (gene pde6h). The transcript has 4 exons. NCBI's taxonomy places the organism in Eukaryota, Metazoa, Chordata, Amphibia, Anura, Pipidae. The record is from RefSeq and is a predicted model, not a curated record. Gene Ontology annotation, molecular function: 3',5'-cyclic-GMP phosphodiesterase activity; cGMP binding; 3',5'-cyclic-nucleotide phosphodiesterase activity. The coding region runs from base 254 to 595 and encodes 113 amino acids. Gene Ontology annotation, biological process: visual perception.